GCAAAAGAGGACUCAUCGUUUUCAAUCUUAGACCUAUACGCUAACCCUGCCGCACACUAAUCAUAGGCUUCAAUGAUGCCUCUCCAAUUUACCUCUCUCCAUCGUCAACCUUCAACGACUUCAUUUGUGCUCGCGACUCUAUCUAGGUACCCCGCUCUCCACAAUGUCCUCCUCCAAUGCGUCCCCAUCAUAUCCGAUUGAGCAUCUCGAAGACUUUACACGCCAUGAGUGGUGCCAAACUCUUCUCUCCGACCCAUCGAUAACGAAGAUUAUGAAGCGCCGGAUGUCACCUCACGACGUCAGUGUGUCCAACAGCUUCUUCACUACCACGCUGUUCACAGACGGGGCUAUCCGGGCAUUUCUCUCGAUGUUUAGACCUGGCCGAGGGAGGUCGAGGACCACCGCGGAUGCGCAAGUCGUAGGUGACGCAUUGGUCGGAGACAAGGGGUCGGAACCACGAUUAACAGAGGAUGAGUCGCAAGAGCUAGAUACUCAGGACGACCUCGAUGAGCCGGAAUCACUUUUACUAGUAUCUCUAGGCAAGGCCCUUGAUGGUGGCAUCAACCGUCUUCAUGGCGGUGUUACUGCAACGCUGCUUGAUCAGGUCAUGGGCGUACUGAUAUCAUACGUCCACGCGAACACGAGUGCGACGGCGGAGUUGACCAUCAAGUACAAGAAGGCGAUACAGACGCCAGCUGUUCUAUUGUGUCGAGCAAGAAUUGUGCGGGAAGUGGGGAGAUGGAUAGAGGUGGUAGGCUGGAUUGAGGAUGGGAGGGGUGUGAUAUACGCUGAAGGCAAGGGUUCGUUCGUAAAGAGUAAGGUUGCGAAAAUAUAACGUGCGCGGUUAGUAUAAUCCCACAAUGGGGCUAGACUUUCGUUUUGCAAUUGAGAAAAUACAUGAGGCUGAUGUCGAGGCAAGUACCCCCACACCAAAGG
Messenger RNA from Lindgomyces ingoldianus, 936 nucleotides. RefSeq lists its product as uncharacterized. The transcript has a single exon. The record is from RefSeq and is a predicted model, not a curated record. Lineage: Eukaryota; Fungi; Ascomycota; Dothideomycetes; Pleosporales; Lindgomycetaceae. The coding region runs from base 164 to 835 and encodes 223 amino acids.